CAACAGGAAGCGACAAUCCUGAGAAGUGAGCAGCAGCAGCAGCAGCGCUGGAGAAGGAGGAAUAAUCUCAAGUGAAGGCCUGAGUCUUACUGUUGAACUCUUAUCUCCACAUUAGAAAAAACAACUGCCAAGACCUGAACCCCGGUGUGGACCCGAGAGCCGCCACUCGUGAAGCGUUUGUCUGUGGGAGCUGAGUUAUACGUGGCACAGUAAAGAGCAUGACCUGCUCAUCUGAGAGCUGAAGUAGCUCAUACCUUCUACACUCAGAGGAAACAGGCGAGUCUGUUUGAAGGUGACGAUGGCCCAAGCCACGGGUAUCCAGUACGAGCGUGUGGCCGAGAUCGGAGGAGGUGCUUACGGGACAGUUUACAAGGCCCGAGACAUGGAGAGUGGGCAGUUUGUUGCUCUGAAAAGUGUACGUGUGCAGACGGACCAAAAUGGCCUGCCCAUCUCCACAGUCAGAGAGGUGGCUCUGCUGAGGAGGCUGGAGCAGUUUGACCACCCGAACGUUGUCAGACUGAUGGAUGUAUGUGCCACAAAGAGAUCAGACCAAGAGACUAAAGUCACUCUGGUUUUUGAGCAUGUGGAUCAAGACCUCAAGACCUAUCUCGAGAGAGCGCCAGCUCCUGGAUUGUCUCCUGACUGCAUUAAAGACCUGAUGAGGCAGUUGCUGUGUGGUCUUGCAUUUCUUCAUUCUAACCGUGUGAUGCACAGAGACCUAAAACCAGAGAAUAUACUGGUAACCAGUCAGGGCCAGGUGAAGCUGGCUGACUUUGGACUCGCCCGGAUCUACAGCUGCCACAUGGCUCUCACUCCUGUGGUGGUGACACUUUGGUACCGCCCUCCGGAGGUUCUGCUACAGUCCAGUUAUGCCACACCUGUAGAUAUCUGGAGCACCGGCUGCAUCUUUGCCGAGAUGUUCCGACGCAAACCGUUGUUUUGUGGAGAUUCAGAAGUGGACCAACUUGGGAAAAUCUUUGAAGUUAUUGGCUUGCCACCUGAGGACGAGUGGCCCACCGAUGUUACGCUAUCACGAAAAAACUUCCCCCCUGUCACGCCUCGACCACUUACUGAAUUUGUUUCUGAGAUAAAUGAGCAGGGGGCUCAACUAUUGAUGAGCAUGCUCACCUUUGACUCCUUCAAAAGGAUAUCUGCCCUGAAUGCACUAGAACAUCCAUAUUUCCAGGAUGAGGAGACACUGACUCUGACAAAAAGAUGAAGUCACACGGUGAAGCGGUGCAGAGAGGAGGUAACGGUGUCCCACGUUUAGACCUGUACGGCCUAAACAUCAAGGAUUUCAAUUUCAUGCCUUUUAAGAUUCACAUCUAGGUUAUGCUUUGAGAUCUUAUUUUUGUUACCUCUGCUUCAAGAAAAAGAAAAAGAAAAAGGAUUCAAGCCUGAGAAAAUGGGAUAAAAACAGAAGAGGAGUGAACUUAAAGAAUCACGACUUGUUUUCCAACGUGUAAAUGUCGCAGUUAAUGAUGUUAACAUGUCAUGUCCUCAAGGACAUUACCAGUGUUUUUGAUGUUUGGUUUCUGUGUCGGUCUCGUCAGCAGGGACUCGUGAGCACAUUUGUCUGCCGCCUCUUCUCAAAUGUCGCCCGUGUUACUUUUGUACAGUGUUGCACAGACGGAAGCCGAGAUGUUGACUUUUCUUGUUACAGGCUGAACUGAAAGUCAUCAGAAAGACACGCAGACUUUUGUUGAUUCACUGUGUUCCUGCCAGAAAUGAAACCGCCUGAAUAUUAUUAUCCAUAACUGUAUUUAAAUCAGGAAGAAAGGCAAGAAAUGGUAAUGUAGCAGAUCAGAAAUGCACACGACAGACACGUGUGGGACAGAAAUACUGGUAUUGCUCUUAAAUACUGUGAUAGCGUGAAAAGUAGUUUUUGGUAUGGGACGUCUGAAAGGAUGGGUCUUGUUUUUAUGUUUUAACAUUUUUAUUUUGUUGCUCAAAUUAACCAGCUCUGUAACUAUGGUUAUGUUUUAAUCACAUUCAGACUUAAUUUGUGUAGUAUUAUGCAAAUGAAUAAAUGUGAUUUGAUGGAAAAUGAA
Molecule: messenger RNA, 2051 nt
Organism: Solea solea (common sole)
Lineage: Eukaryota; Metazoa; Chordata; Actinopteri; Pleuronectiformes; Soleidae
Gene: cdk4
Product: cyclin dependent kinase 4
Exons: 8
Coding region: 299-1219 (306 amino acids)
Biological process (GO): regulation of G2/M transition of mitotic cell cycle; G1/S transition of mitotic cell cycle; signal transduction
Cellular component (GO): cytoplasm; nucleus; cyclin-dependent protein kinase holoenzyme complex
Molecular function (GO): cyclin-dependent protein serine/threonine kinase activity; cyclin binding; ATP binding
Source: RefSeq, a predicted model, not a curated record